AUGGUAACUAUUAAGGGAUUGCUAGGAAAAUUUCAUAGUGACUUAGAUGCUACACAUGUGAUUAAUGAUUCACCUGACAAUGAUGUUGAUGAUGAACAAAUUGAUUCCGAUAAGUUACUGACGACAUUGCUUAGUUCUACAACAAAUUCAAAUUUAGCGAAGAGAAGUAAUGUUGAGCAUGAAGACAAUCAAACUGAAUAUGCUCCAUACUUUAAAGACAAGAAUGCAUUGCUCAAUAUAGUUUUAAGGCCGUCAGGUAACAUGAUAAAGCUCAGAUGUCCAGCAAAAGGUAAUCCCGAGCCAAAAUGGGAAUGGAUUAAAAAUGGAGUUCCAAUUGAGAGGAAAUUAGGUCACGUACAAUACAACAAGAUGGCAAUCACUCUUGAAGAUUUAAUUCCAGCCGACAGUGGAAAUUAUACGUGCAUCGUCUGCAAUAAGCAUGAUUGUAUAAAUUUCACAUCAAAAGUGGAAGUUAGCGAUCGCUACCCAUCUGCACCGAUAAUUGUCGAAGGAUUCCCGCGAAAUCAAACCGUCCUGGAAAACUCUACCGUCAUGUUUGAAUGUCCAUUAAUAUCCGAUCUCGGUGUACAUGUUGAGUGGGCGAAAUUUAAAACAGAUUCCACGACUAAUGCAACAAUUCCAAAAAACAUUUCUAAAUUUGAGGAAAAAUUUGACAAUAGAAAACGAGUCAAUCAUGCUCCAAUCUUUAAGACUGUCCUCAAAAAUGAAACUGCGGUGAUCGGUGAAAAUGUAACAUUUGUGGUUGAGAUUCAUUCAGAUUUACAUCGAUCAAUAAAUUGGAUUAAAGGAACUUGUUUUUUUGUUGAUCAGGAACUAAAUUGCAAUGGAACUAAAUUUUCUGUGAAGCAUGACGAUGAACAGUCAGAAACACUUCGACUAGAAAAUGUAACAUUCGCUGAUGAAGGCUGGUACACAUGCAUAGCUGCAAAUAGUUUAGGCAGCACACACGCAAGUGCUUAUCUUUCAGUUGUUGAGACACUUCCGUCGCCUGAUCCUGGCGUAUCUAUUGUCCCGCACAAACAGAAUGAGUUGUAUGGAAUUUUAGUGAUAUGCUUGAUGUUCUUCUUCCUGCUUGCCUUGAUUAUCAUCAUAUUUGUAUGGAAGAAGUACACAAAGACUAAGAAGCUGCAGAGGCAAAUGGAAAGAGUCAAUCAAUGGACUAAGAAGGUUAUUGUUGUGCAGCCAUGCAUUGAUAAUGGAACUCCAGGAAUUUCAGAAACAUUGCAAAUGCCAAUCGUACGUAUCGAGAAGCAUCGAACAGCAAUGGCAGGCAAUUCAAAUGAUCCAAACAUGAUAUCAGAAUAUGAAUUUCCGAUCGAUCUUAAUUGGGAAUUUCCACGUGGUCAACUCGAGUUGUCAAAGAAUUUGGGCGAGGGUGCAUUCGGUAAAGUCGUUAUGGCAGAAGCACAUGGCCUUAUGAAGGCGGGACAAAUCACAGUUGUAGCUGUCAAGAUGUUAAAAGAAGGACAUACAGACGAGGAUGUCAAAGAUCUCGUUUGCGAAAUGGAAGUGAUGAAAAUGAUCGGAACACAUGUCAAUAUAAUUAAUUUACUCGGAUGUUGUUCGCAAGAUGGACCACUUUAUGUCAUUGUUGAAUAUGCCCCGCACGGAAAUUUGAGAGAUUUCCUCCGUAAACAUCGACCAAAUGCUUACACAGACACGCCACAUGAGAAAGAGAAACAGGCAUUAACGCAAAAAGAUUUAGUUUCAUUUGCAUUUCAAAUUGCACGUGGCAUGGAAUAUUUAGCAAGUCGGAAAUGCAUUCAUAGAGAUCUAGCUGCUAGAAAUGUUCUCGUUACUGAUGACUUUGUGAUGAAAAUUGCAGAUUUCGGAUUAGCACGCGAUAUUCACUCGCAAGAUUAUUACAGGAAGACUACUGAUGGCCGAUUACCUGUCAAAUGGAUGAGCCCCGAGUCAUUGUUUGAUAAAGUUUAUGACACACAAAGCGACGUAUGGUCGUAUGGUAUUUUAUUAUGGGAAAUAAUGACAUUAGGUGGCACUCCAUAUCCAAGUGUGCCGAGUGUUAAGAAUUUAUUUGAGAUUUUGAAGAAAGGCGAUCGAAUGGAGAAGCCUGCAUUAUGUUCGAUUGACAUAUAUAUGCUGAUGCGUGAAUGCUGGCACUGGAAUCCAGUAGAACGUCCAACAUUCUGCGAAAUUGUCGAGGAUUUGGACAAAAUAUUAAGCAUAACGGCAAAUGAAGAAUACUUAGACUUAGGACUUCCUCAACUCGAGACACCUCCUAGUUCCAGUGAUGAGGAAUCAGAUGAUGAUGACACGAAGGAGAAAUUUCCUCAUUUACUCUAAAUUUUCCUUUCAAUUUGGUUGUAAAUAUAAAUCAAGAUUAAUAAGUUUAAGUUAUUUUAUGGACAGUCAACAAAAGCAAUGUUUUUAUACUAAAAACAAAUUUAUUGAUUUCACAAUUAUGGAAUUGAUUUUUGUGGAUUAAUAAGUCAAUAUUUCUUAAUUUUAGCAAACAUUUUCUAAGACUAUUAAAUUCAAUUUUGAGAUAGACGAGAAUUAUGAAUAAAAUUUAUUCUUAAGUUUGUUGAAAAGAACCUCCAAAUUGGAAUAUAUGUGAGCACAUGUCUUAUAUCGGAUGGGGUGGGGUCUAUGACACCUUUUGGAACUGACUUAGGAGUCGUUUAUGAAUGAUUUAAAGAGAAUAAGAGACUCUAGAGCUGUGUCAAAGGUGGAGAGGUUUUAAAAAUUCCAUUCUUGAUGGAUGACCCCUAAUUCAAUACACUCAAUUACAAAUCUCAUUUUUGGCGUAAAUUUGCUUGAAAAUUGCUCAAUCUAUGUCAUUAGAGCGCCUUAAGUGUCUCGUGGCCCCCUAACCCUAUUUUCUAGUUAAAAAUAAUCUUAAUUCAGUCCUAAAUUCAAAUCCUUUCCUUUAAAAUAUUCUUAAUAAAUAAAAAACAAAAAUUAUAAUUUUAAACUACCUUUUUCCUUCAAAUGAGUGACACAUUAUAGAGAUUAUUUAAGUUAUGUAGAUUUAAUAUGAUAAAAAAAUGAAAAAAAAAACCUGUAAGUCAAAAAUUUUAUAAUGAAUAAAAAACAAAUAAAG
This is a messenger RNA of Chironomus riparius, 3085 nucleotides long. The record is from the annotation of a GenBank genome assembly. Lineage: Eukaryota; Metazoa; Arthropoda; Insecta; Diptera; Chironomidae.